Molecule: messenger RNA, 1818 nt
Organism: Chroicocephalus ridibundus (black-headed gull)
Lineage: Eukaryota; Metazoa; Chordata; Aves; Charadriiformes; Laridae
Gene: SNAPC3
Product: small nuclear RNA activating complex polypeptide 3
Exons: 9
Coding region: 300-1448 (382 amino acids)
Biological process (GO): snRNA transcription by RNA polymerase III; snRNA transcription by RNA polymerase II
Cellular component (GO): snRNA-activating protein complex
Molecular function (GO): bent DNA binding; RNA polymerase II cis-regulatory region sequence-specific DNA binding; RNA polymerase III type 3 promoter sequence-specific DNA binding
Source: RefSeq, a predicted model, not a curated record
GGCUCGGCGGCCUGACUCCCGCCGCGCAGCCUCCCCCGCUUCCCCCCCGGCCGCUCGGGCCCUACCGUCUGUUGGGGGCGGCGGCCUGCCCGCCAUCACCCCCCGCUCCCAUCACCCGGCAGGCACCGGCAGCGCUCCGGCCGGCGGCCCUGCACCUCCUCGGCGGCCUCCCCGCCUCCAGCCACCCGCCGCGCCCGGGGCGGCCCACGGGGUCUGAGGUCGCCAUGACGCGUUUCCGUGGCGGCCGUUAACGGCCGUCGGCGGCGGGACUACAGGCCCCAGCGGGCCGCGCGCCGGCCAUGGCGGCGGUGGAGGCUGCGGGGCAGGCGCCCGACUAUGAGGCGGCGGAGCUGUACACCCGCGCCUUCCACCUCGGCACCCUCGGCCGCUGCUGGCGGCAGCAGCUGGGGCCGGCCGACCUCUCGCUGGCGGCGGAGGCGGCAGCGGCCGAGGCGGCGGAGGCGGCGGUAGCGGCGGAGCUGGGCUGCGCGGAGGAGACGGUGGCCGAGCUGCGGGCCGUUUGCAGCAUUGAUAUGUUAAUGUCUUCUGAUAAAGAAAAGGACCCAGAUGUUAUUCCUGAAGAUAGCAGUCUGCAAACUCUUCGAAUUAGAAAGAAGGCAUUAGACAGGAGAGAAGAAACAAUCCUUGUGGAUCGGGCUUGCAGACAAGAAACUCUCGCCUAUGAGAUGGAGUCCCAUGCAAUUGGAAAGAGGCCAGAAAAUCCAACAGAUCUAGUUGAGGAGGGAGAACUGCUUUUAACUCUGAACAUCUUCUAUCCUGUCAUAUUUCAGAAGCAUAAAGAUCACAAACCAUAUCAGACAGUCCUUGUACUGGGCAGCCAGAAGCUCACCGAGCUGAGAGACUCUAUUUCCUGCGUCAGUGACCUCCAGAUAGGUGGUGAGUUCAGCAGUCAGCCAGAUCAAGCACCAGAGCACAUCAGCAAGGAUCUCUACAAAUCUGCUUUCUUUUAUUUUGAAGGCAUCUUUUAUAAUGAUAAAAGAUACCCAGAGUGCAGAGAUCUGAGCAGAACAAUUAUUGAGUGGUCAGAAUCUCAUGACAGAGGCUAUGGAAAUCUUCAGUCUGUUAAAAUGGAGGACUACAGGUUUAAUGAUUUGUUCCUCAAAAUUGGCUUUCCAUACCUUUUCUGCCACCAAGGGGACUGUGAGCACAUCAUUAUCAUCACAGAUAUAAGGCUCAUUCAUCACGAUGACUGCCUGGACAGGAACCUCUAUCCCUUGCUAAUCAAGAAACACUGGUUAUGUACCAGAAAAUGCUUUGUGUGCAAAAUGUAUACAGCCAGGUGGGUAACCAACAAUGACAGUCUGGCACCAGAGGAUCCUUGUUUCUUCUGUGAUGUUUGUUUCCGGAUGCUCCAUUAUGAUGCAGAAGGCAAUAAACUGGGGGAGUUUCUUGCAUAUCCUUAUGUUGAUCCUGGGAUUUUCAACUGAAACUGACAUGAGGCAGAAUGAAUUCAAUGAACUAUGUUGGUGAACCUGUUGCUCUGUCUGCUACAACCACCAGACACCUUGAAUUUUGAGUGUACUACUGGGUUUUGGGUUACGCUUUUAAUCCUCUCCCCUGAGGUGGAAGGAUCCCUUGGAAAUUCUGCCAGCUUGUUUGAUGGCUCCUUAUGCUGAAUUCUAACAUGGCAAUUGGCAGGGGGGUUGUGUGGGUUGGUUUUUUUUUUUCCUUUCUUUAGCAGCAGAAGGGAGUGGCCAAAAUGUGAAUUUACUCUUUCAUUUAACUAUUUCUCCUUCCAUAUGCUAUCUUUCACCCAGCCCCUUACUUCUUUCCAGUAAAAAGUUAUGGUCAAAUAUA